AUGUCGGCUGAGAGUGAUGUUAAUCCUAAAGCUUAUCCAUUAGCUGAUGCUAAACUUACAAAGGAUAUUCUUGAUCUUGUUCAUCAAGCACAAAAUUAUCGUCAAUUACGUAAAGGUGCUAAUGAAGCAACUAAAACACUUAAUCGUGGUAAAGCAGAAUUGAUCAUUAUGGCUGCUGAUACAACACCUAUUGAAAUUUUAAUGCAUUUGCCAUUAUUAUGUGAAGAUAAAAAUGUUCCAUAUGUAUUCGUACGUAGUAAACAAGCAUUAGGUCGUGCUUGUGGUGUAACACGACCAGUUAUUAGUGCAAGCAUAACGGUUAAUGAAGGAUCACAAUUAAAACCACAAAUUCAAACACUUAAACAAAAUAUUGAAAAAUUAUUUACUUAA
Messenger RNA from Rotaria sp. Silwood2, 390 nucleotides. Lineage: Eukaryota; Metazoa; Rotifera; Eurotatoria; Philodinida; Philodinidae. The record is from the annotation of a GenBank genome assembly.